UGACGCACAGCUCCCGUUGCUCUAGGUGAAGCUCAACUCACUCACGAGCUUCAGAAUGAAGCAGGUGUCCAACAUGGCGAACACGAGCAACGGAUCUCUCGCUACUCUCCUCAUUUUAUUCACCAUUUCGGCAGCUAUCCAUAAAGGAGCUGCUCAGUUCCCAGUCCAAAGCCAGAAUCUCAUAGCGGACAAUGUCUCUGUAGUGGAGGGAGAGACAGCCACCAUAAGCUGUCGAGUCAAAAACAAUGACGACUCCGUCAUUCAGCUCCUCAACCCUAACAGACAGACCAUCUACUUCAGAGACGUCAGACCCCUGAAGGAUGCUCGAUUCCAGCUGGUCAAUUUCUCAGACAACGAGCUGCGUGUGUCGUUAUCCAACGUGUCUCUCUCAGACGAGGGAAGAUACGUGUGCCAGCUCUAUACAGACCCCCCACAGGAAGCCUACGCCGACAUCACUGUGCUAAUCCCACCAGGAAACCCAAUCAUAGAGUCCCGCGAGGACAUUGUCAGAGAGGGUAACGAGACAGAGAUAACCUGCACCUCCAUGGGCAGCAAACCCGCUGCAACGAUCAGAUGGAUGAAAGGAGACAAAGAGCUACAGGGCAAAUCUAAAGUGGAGGCCACGUAUGACAGGAUGUUCACUGUGACUAGCUGGCUGAGGCUUACCGUCAUGAGAGAGGAUGAUGGAGUUCCUGUGGUUUGCAUUGUCGACCAUCCAGCGGUCAAGGACUUCCAGACGCAGAAGUACCUGGAAGUACAAUAUAAACCUGAGGUGACGAUCAAGGUGGAGUUUCCGCAGGGCCUGAUAAGAGAGGGCGAGAAUCUGGAACUGACGUGCCAGGCUAAAGGCAAACCACAGCCUCAUCAGGUGAAUUGGGUGAGGGUGGAUGACGAUGUGCCGUCUCACGCGGUUAUCACCGGCUCAGAUCUCUUCAUCGAGAACCUCAACAAGUCCUACAAUGGCACUUACCGGUGUGUGGUGUCCAACUCUGUGGGCGAAACGUACGCUGACUACAUCCUUUAUGUGCGCGAUGCCCUUACCACAACCCCUAAACCCACAACCACCACCACCACCAUCUCCGCCACAACCUCCCCUCCAGACAUCUUACAAGACGCUGCGCCCAGCACUGAAGCCGCAGCUCACGAUUCACAAGCAGGACCAGAAGCACAGAGAUUGGACCAUGCGGUUAUCGGAGGAGUGGUGGCCGUCGUGGUCUUCGCCAUGUUGUGUCUUCUCAUCGUUUUGGGACGAUACUUUGCAAGACACAAAGGCACCUACUUCACACACGAAGCCAAGGGGGCAGACGAUGCAGCGGACGCCGACACGGCCAUCAUCAACGCCGAAGGGGGCCACAACAACUCGGACGAGAAGAAGGAGUACUAUAUCUGAGUCCCGAGGCCUCUGUUGUUCUUACUAUUUUCUUUUGUUUUGUUUCAGCGGGAGGGGGCGGGGCAUGGGGAAACUGAGAUAGUUUUUGUUUAUUUGUUCGAUUUUCUUUCCUGGGGAUUGAAUGAAGUAGAAUGCUACAUGGGCAGCUGAGAAGAUGUAGGUAUUUGUGUUAUACAGCGGGAUCAG
Molecule: messenger RNA, 1576 nt
Organism: Sinocyclocheilus rhinocerous
Lineage: Eukaryota; Metazoa; Chordata; Actinopteri; Cypriniformes; Cyprinidae
Product: cell adhesion molecule 1-like
Exons: 12
Coding region: 56-1390 (444 amino acids)
Biological process (GO): detection of stimulus; susceptibility to natural killer cell mediated cytotoxicity; homophilic cell-cell adhesion
Cellular component (GO): synapse; neuron projection; plasma membrane
Molecular function (GO): signaling receptor binding
Source: RefSeq, a predicted model, not a curated record